AUGAGGAUUGAGCUGUUGGUGGUUGUGGUGGUGGUGGUGGUGAUGGGAAACAUGGUGUUGGAGGUGAACAGCCGGUGGAUUCCUCAGCCAUUUAAGAAAUACCAUGUGAAGGUAGUGAAUCAACUGGGCAACAACAGGCCUCUGAAAGUUCAGUGCAAGUUCGGAGACGAAGAUAAGGGCUUGCACAACCUCGCCGGCGGCCAGGCGUACGAAUUUGGUUUCCACAUAAAAUUCUUCGGGACGACGGUCUGUACGUGUGAGUUUUGGGACGAUAAACAACAACAUUCUGCUUUUACCACCUUUGACUCAAAUGAGAGGUUUGCUAUCUCCCAGUGCGGCGGCAAUUGGUGCAUUUGGGAACCCAGAGAUGAUGGUUUCUACUUGCUUAACACUGAGACUGAUAAAUUUGUAUGGAAACAUCCAUGGGGUAAAAAAUAA
This is a messenger RNA of Carica papaya (papaya), 438 nucleotides long. Its product is annotated as S-protein homolog 2-like. The record is from RefSeq and is a predicted model, not a curated record. NCBI's taxonomy places the organism in Eukaryota, Viridiplantae, Streptophyta, Magnoliopsida, Brassicales, Caricaceae.